CUGGACGUGGAAAUGGUGGAACCUGUAUUACUUGAUAAUGGAAAUACUGGUGCAAAAUGUUUAGUUAAAAUAACAGAUGAAAAACUUUACAGAAAGCUCUAUUUAAAUGGAAACUUAACAAGUAAUCUAAUCAUGCAUCUUGCUAGAUCACAUCUAAUUACUGAAAAUACAGAUAUAAAAGAAAAAUCAAUCUAA
Funneliformis geosporum is the source of this 195-nucleotide messenger RNA. Lineage: Eukaryota; Fungi; Glomeromycota; Glomeromycetes; Glomerales; Glomeraceae. The record is from the annotation of a GenBank genome assembly.